Molecule: messenger RNA, 1251 nt
Organism: Meloidogyne enterolobii
Lineage: Eukaryota; Metazoa; Nematoda; Chromadorea; Rhabditida; Meloidogynidae
Source: the annotation of a GenBank genome assembly
AUGUCACCACUUCUCGGUAUUGGAAUAGCUACUGGAUCCUCAUCAGCAUCUUCAACAAUGCCAAUGGACCUGGGUGGAGUAUUGCCUAUUGCAGAAAAUUGGUGUAAUACACAAGUGAAAGUUGUUAAAUUUAACUACAUGUGGACGAUAAAUAAUUUCUCUUUUUGCCGUGAAGAAAUGGGUGAAGUUUUGAAAUCAUCGACUUUUAGGUUUGUUUUUCUUCUCGGAAAUUUAUUCUUCCCUGACUACCUUCGCCAUUCCUCAGUUUAUUUAAAUUUUUCUUUUUUCAGUGCCGGCCCUAAUGACAAACUUAAAUGGUGUUUACGAAUAAAUCCAAAAGGAUUAGACGAAGAAUCCAAAGAUUAUUUGUCUCUUUAUUUAUUACUUGUCCAAUGUAACAAAACUGAAGUUCGUGCAAAAUUUAAAUUUUCGAUAUUAAACGCAAAAAGAGAAGAAACAAAAGCUAUGGAAUCACAACGUGCCUAUCGCUUUGUACAAGGAAAAGACUGGGGUUUUAAAAAAUUUAUUCGUCGUGAUUUUUUACUUGAUGAACAAAAUGGACUUUUACCUGAAGACCGUUUGACUAUUUUUUGUGAAGUUUCUGUUGUUGCUGAUACGAUUAAUGUAACCGGUCAAAGUAACAUGAUGCAAUUUCGUGUUCCUCCAUGUCGUCUUUCUGAAGAUAUGAGUAAUUUAUUUGAAAAAAGUUUAUUUGCUGAUUGUACUCUUUACUCAGGGAAUAGAGAAUUUCAGGUACAUAAAGCUGUACUUGCUUGUCGUUCACCUGUAUUUGCUGCAAUGUUUGAACAUGGAAUGGCUGAAUCUUUAAGUGAUCGUGUAAAUAUUAAAGAUAUUGAUUCUGAAGUGCUCGGUGAAAUGUUGAGAUUUAUGUAUACCGGAAGUGCCCCAAAUCUUGAAAGAAUGGCUGAUGAAUUGUUAGCAGCUGCUGACAAAUAUCAAUUGGAAAGAUUAAAAGUUAUGUGUGAACAAUCUUUAUGUCUUUCAUUGACAAAUGAAACUGCUUGUGAAACUUUAAUUUUGGCGGAUUUACAUUCAGCAGAACAUUUAAAAACACAAUCAACAGAAUUCAUUAAUUUACAUGCUAAUGAGGUAAUGGAAACUGAAGGUUGGAAAGUUUUGGUAAAAGAACAUCCUCCAUUACUCGAACAAGUUUUUAAAGCAUUAGCAACACAGCAAACACCUCCGAUUAUAUUAAAUCAACCGCCUAGGAAACGUCCAAGACAAUAUUAA